Molecule: messenger RNA, 1035 nt
Organism: Talaromyces marneffei
Lineage: Eukaryota; Fungi; Ascomycota; Eurotiomycetes; Eurotiales; Trichocomaceae
Exons: 2
Coding region: 1-1035 (344 amino acids)
Biological process (GO): regulation of DNA-templated transcription
Molecular function (GO): zinc ion binding; DNA-binding transcription factor activity, RNA polymerase II-specific
Source: RefSeq, a predicted model, not a curated record
AUGGAAUCGACGGGCAAUAAGUCUAGUACAAGUACUACAAAUAACCGGCUGCAACGAUCAUGUAGUAAAUGUCGAGUUCGGAAGAUCAAGUGUGACCGUAAAAAUCCCUGCACUUCAUGCAUACUCCGCGGCUGCAAGGAGCAAUGCGAAUAUGCCAGGACAGAUGAGGACCGAUAUCAUAUUGGCCAAGCCAAGGAGAUUGAGGAUUUGAGAAAGGAACUGAAUAGGCUUAAGAGGAGGUUGGAGGAUGGGGAGCAACAGCCGCAAACGCAUUCACAGUCGCAGUCAUAUGGCUCCGGAGCAGGGAGCGAAACUACCGAAGCUGCAGUGACAGAGAGGCCUAGUAAAAGAAGAAUUGUUGAAAAUGGAAAUAUCGCUGAAUUAUGGAAUCCGACUGCUACUACAGCUGUUGCUGGAAUGCCUUACAGUGGGAAUAUUUCGUUCAGUGAACCGGAGAUGGUCCAACAGAAUUAUUGUAUUCCCACAGGGAAACAUCAGCCAUAUCAGCAAUAUUAUGCAGACAACAACAACAACAACAACAACAACAACAACAACAACAACAAUCCCAUUAUAAAAACGGAUCAUCACAACACUAGCCCACCGCAAUACAACCUCAGCCAAAUUCAACAACACCCUCAACCCGACUUUUGGCGCGGGAAACAAAAACAGCUCGAAACAAUCUACAAAAUCGUCUGCGACUGCAACGAGUAUUGGGUUCCUUCCAUCAUCGAUAUUGUUCGGACUAGUAUGUCGCCCGAAGAUGCGAUUGUGUCUAUCAGGCAUCUGUUGAGGAGUGGGAGCAGCAGCCACAGCAAUAUCUAUAGUCAUAGCAACAGCAAUAGCAGCAAUGAUGGAGGUGCCGUCCCAGCGAGAAGCACGACUACGACUGCAUCUAAUUCACGAUCGCCAGACUCGACAUCGUCGAUAGUACCUGUGGAGAUGGACUCUGUGCCUUAUAGUCGUGAAGGAUGUGAUAUGAGAUUUGGGAGGCAUUUGUCGCCGAUAGAUCAAUCUCGUUCUUCGGGCGAGGGGUGA